This is a messenger RNA of Amborella trichopoda, 943 nucleotides long. It is a transcript of the gene CML11, whose product is annotated as calmodulin-like 11. Gene Ontology annotation, molecular function: calcium ion binding. Lineage: Eukaryota; Viridiplantae; Streptophyta; Magnoliopsida; Amborellales; Amborellaceae. The record is from RefSeq and is a predicted model, not a curated record. Gene Ontology annotation, cellular component: myosin II complex.
ACAGCAAUGAAGAAGAAUUCAGCAGCUCUCAAUGUCAUCUGACUCUCAAGUUUUCUCUCACUACAAAACUAAGAGAAAAUAAAAUUACGAGAACAAAAAAAAAAAUUCAAUUCUACGCCUACAUAAACCCCACACACGCUCACCGCAAAAACAAAAGCUUUCCCGAUCCUUCCUCUCAGCUUCUUAGUCUCCUCUUUCAUCUCUCUUCUUCUUCAUCUAUCUCUUCACUCUGAGAAACAUAAACUUCUUCUUCUCUCUCUACUCUCACAGUUAUGGCUGAACCGUUGACUCAAGAGCAAAUUACAGAGUUCAAGGAAGCCUUUUGUCUCUUCGACAAAGAUGGAGAUGGGCGAAUCACUCUAGAGGAGCUAAAGACCGUGAUCGUAUCAUUAGGCCAAAAUCCAACCGAGGAAGAGCUGCACGAUAUGAUUAGUGAAGUUGAUGUAAAUGCUAAUGGUAGCAUUGAGUUUGGGGAAUUUCUGCAUUUAAUGGCAAGGAAAAUGCAGGAGACGGACGCUGAGGAAGAACUCCUGGAAGCGUUUAAAGUGUUCGAUAAGGAUCAAAAUGGAUAUAUUUCUGCAACUGAGCUAAGGCAUGUUAUGAUCAACCUCGGCGAAAAACUCACGGAUGAGGAGGUCGCCCAAAUGAUCAGGGAAGCCGAUAUGGACGGUGAUGGGCAAGUGAAUUUCGAAGAGUUUGUUAGGAUAAUGAUGGCUGCUUGAUCAAAAGGAUCAAAUAGCCUUAGCAAAUUUGGAAUCAUUCAUUCAUGGUGCUUCCUCAUGGUGAUGGUGGUGAUGUUUGGGUCCAUCAGCUCAGUUUACUUUUUAUUUGUUUGUUUGCAAAUUGUCCUAGGCUAACUCUUUCUUUUCCAAGGAUCAAAAGUACGUAAAUCUUUGUCAAUAUGUGAAUCAAUCAAUAAACUUUGCAAAACUACGUUCAUAUA